Messenger RNA from Prorocentrum cordatum, 3759 nucleotides. NCBI's taxonomy places the organism in Eukaryota, Dinophyceae, Prorocentrales, Prorocentraceae. The record is from the annotation of a GenBank genome assembly.
AUGCUGGCCACGAUGGGCUACAUCACGCCCGAAGUCGCCGGCAAGUUCCCCGGGAUGCUCAGUCCGUCCAAGGGCAUCGCCUUCGAAGACGUCCCGAACGGCCUGGCCGCCCUGUCCAAGGUGCCUCAAGAGGGUUGGCUGCAGAUGAUUGCCUACUGCUGGUUCUGCGAGCGGUCUGCGAGCGUGAACGGCUCCGCGACAGAGAAGGGAAAGUACGUGGCGUUCGGCGAGAAGACGCCGGGCGACGUGGGCUGGAAGCCGCCUCUGCUCUCUGGCUUCCAGGGCGAGGCGAAGACGAAGAAGCUGAACGCGGAGAUCGCCAACGGAAGGCUGGCGAUGAUGGCGAUCAUCGGCAUGUUCUAUCAAGACGGCCUGACCGGCAGUGCCUGGGGCGACUGGGCCAGCUACACGGACUCGCCGCUGCGCGCCUUCGAGAGCGAGCUGGGCGUGCAGGCACCCUUGGGCUUCUGGGACCCCAUCGGCUUCACGAAGGACGGCGAUGCCGAGAAGUUCAGGAGGCGCCGCUCUACUGAGAUCAAGCAUGGCCGCAUCAGCAUGCUGGCCACGAUGGGCUACAUCACGCCCGAGGUCGCGGGCAAGUUCCCCGGGAUGCUCAGUCCGUCUAAGGGCAUCGCCUUCGAAGACGUCCCGAACGGCCUGGCCGCCUUGUCCAAGGUGCCUCAAGAGGGUUGGUUGCAGAUGAUCGCCUACUGCUGGUUCUGCGAGCGGUCUGCGAGCGUGAACGGCUCCGCGACAGAGAAGGGAAAGUACGUGGCGUUCGGCGAGAAGACGCCGGGCGACGUGGGCUGGAAGCCGCCUCUGCUCUCUGGCUUCCAGGGCGAGGCGAAGACGAAGAAGCUGAACGCGGAGAUCGCCAACGGAAGGCUGGCGAUGAUGGCGAUCAUCGGCAUGUUCUAUCAAGACGGCCUGACCGGCAGUGCCUGGGGCGACUGGGCCAGCUACACGGACUCGCCGCUGCGCGCCUUCGAGAGCGAGCUGGGCGUGCAGGCACCCUUGGGCUUCUGGGACCCCAUCGGCUUCACGAAGGACGGCGAUGCCGAGAAGUUCAGGAGGCGCCGCUCUACUGAGAUCAAGCAUGGCCGCAUCAGCAUGCUGGCCACGAUGGGCUACAUCACGCCCGAGGUCGCGGGCAAGUUCCCCGGGAUGCUCAGUCCGUCUAAGGGCAUCGCCUUCGAAGACGUCCCGAACGGCCUGGCCGCCUUGUCCAAGGUGCCUCAAGAGGGUUGGUUGCAGAUGAUCGCCUACUGCUGGUUCUGCGAGCGGUCUGCGAGCGUGAACGGCUCCGCGACAGAGAAGGGAAAGUACGUGGCGUUCGGCGAGAAGACGCCGGGCGACGUGGGCUGGAAGCCGCCUCUGCUCUCUGGCUUCCAGGGCGAGGCGAAGACGAAGAAGCUGAACGCGGAGAUCGCCAACGGAAGGCUGGCGAUGAUGGCGAUCAUCGGCAUGUUCUAUCAAGACGGCCUGACCGGCAGUGCCUGGGGCGACUGGGCCAGCUACACGGACUCGCCGCUGCGCGCCUUCGAGAGCGAGCUGGGCGUGCAGGCACCCUUGGGCUUCUGGGACCCCAUCGGCUUCACGAAGGACGGCGAUGCCGAGAAGUUCAGGAGGCGCCGCUCUACUGAGAUCAAGCAUGGCCGCAUCAGCAUGCUGGCCACGAUGGGCUACAUCACGCCCGAGGUCGCGGGCAAGUUCCCCGGGAUGCUCAGUCCGUCUAAGGGCAUCGCCUUCGAAGACGUCCCGAACGGCCUGGCCGCCUUGUCCAAGGUGCCUCAAGAGGGUUGGUUGCAGAUGAUCGCCUACUGCUGGUUCUGCGAGCGGUCUGCAAGCGUGAACGGCUCCGCGACAGAGAAGGGAAAGUACGUGGCGUUCGGCGAGAAGACGCCCGGCGACGUGGGCUGGAAGCCGCCUCUGCUCUCUGGCUUCCAGGGCGAGGCGAAGACGAAGAAGCUGAACGCGGAGAUCGCCAACGGUAGGCUGGCGAUGAUGGCGAUCAUCGGCAUGUUCUAUCAAGACGGCCUGACCGGCAGUGCCUGGGGCGACUGGGCCAGCUACACGGACUCGCCGCUGCGCGCCUUCGAGAGCGAGCUGGGCGUGCAGGCACCCUUGGGCUUCUGGGACCCCAUCGGCUUCACGAAGGACGGCGAUGCCGAGAAGUUCAGGAGGCGCCGCUCUACUGAGAUCAAGCAUGGCCGCAUCAGCAUGCUGGCCACGAUGGGCUACAUCACGCCCGAGGUCGCGGGCAAGUUCCCCGGGAUGCUCAGUCCGUCUAAGGGCAUCGCCUUCGAAGACGUCCCGAACGGCCUGGCCGCCCUGUCCAAGGUGCCUCAAGAGGGUUGGUUGCAGAUGAUCGCCUACUGCUGGUUCUGCGAGCGGUCUGCGAGCGUGAACGGCUCCGCGACAGAGAAGGGAAAGUACGUGGCGUUCGGCGAGAAGACGCCUGGCGACGUGGGCUGGAAGCCGCCUCUGCUCUCUGGCUUCCAGGGCGAGGCGAAGACGAAGAAGCUGAACGCGGAGAUCGCCAACGGAAGGCUGGCGAUGAUGGCGAUCAUCGGCAUGUUCUAUCAAGACGGCCUGACCGGCAGUGCCUGGGGCGACUGGGCCAGCUACACGGACUCGCCGCUGCGCGCCUUCGAGAGCGAGCUGGGCGUGCAGGCACCCUUGGGCUUCUGGGACCCCAUCGGCUUCACGAAGGACGGCGAUGCCGAGAAGUUCAGGAGGCGCCGCUCUACUGAGAUCAAGCAUGGCCGCAUCAGCAUGCUGGCCACGAUGGGCUACAUCACGCCCGAGGUCGCGGGCAAGUUCCCCGGGAUGCUCAGUCCGUCUAAGGGCAUCGCCUUCGAAGACGUCCCGAACGGCCUGGCCGCCUUGUCCAAGGUGCCUCAAGAGGGUUGGUUGCAGAUGAUCGCCUACUGCUGGUUCUGCGAGCGGUCUGCGAGCGUGAACGGCUCCGCGACAGAGAAGGGAAAGUACGUGGCGUUCGGCGAGAAGACGCCCGGCGACGUGGGCUGGAAGCCGCCUCUGCUCUCUGGCUUCCAGGGCGAGGCGAAGACAAAGAAGUUGAACGCGGAGAUCGCCAACGGAAGGCUGGCGAUGAUGGCGAUCAUCGGCAUGUUCUAUCAAGACGGCCUGACCGGCAGUGCCUGGGGCGACUGGGCCAGCUACACGGACUCGCCGCUGCGCGCCUUCGAGAGCGAGCUGGGCGUGCAGGCACCCUUGGGCUUCUGGGAUCCCAUCGGCUUCACGAAGGACGGCGAUGCCGAGAAGUUCAGGAGGCGCCGCUCUACUGAGAUCAAGCAUGGCCGCAUCAGCAUGCUGGCCACGAUGGGCUACAUCACGCCCGAGGUCGCGGGCAAGUUCCCCGGGAUGCUCAGUCCGUCUAAGGGCAUCGCCUUCGAAGACGUCCCGAACGGCCUGGCCGCCCUGUCCAAGGUGCCUCAAGAGGGUUGGUUGCAGAUGAUCGCCUACUGCUGGUUCUGCGAGCGGUCUGCGAGCGUGAACGGCUCCGCGACAGAGAAGGGGAAGUACGUGGCGUUCGGCGAGAAGACGCCCGGCGACGUGGGCUGGAAGCCGCCUCUGCUCUCUGGCUUCCAGGGCGAGGCGAAGACGAAGAAGCUGAACGCGGAGAUCGCCAACGGAAGGCUGGCGAUGAUGGCGAUCAUCGGCAUGUUCUAUCAAGACGGCCUGACCGGCAGUGCCUGGGGCGACUGGGCCAGCUACACGGACUCGCCUCUUCGGUAG